Molecule: messenger RNA, 1294 nt
Organism: Lactuca sativa (garden lettuce)
Lineage: Eukaryota; Viridiplantae; Streptophyta; Magnoliopsida; Asterales; Asteraceae
Source: RefSeq, a predicted model, not a curated record
GUCAACAGAACCAAGCGUACUGGUAGGAGAUUUCUAUGCGAUUAGGGAUAAAUUACCUGAAACUAGCGAAUCUUUGGUGCUCUACUCAUACUCAAGCCGUUUCUUCCACCGAAAUCGUAUACAUCAGUCAAUCAGAACAUUUUGUAGGUGUCAUAAUGGUUAAUACAAGGAGUAUGACUAGAAACCAGAAUUACCAUGCAUCUAGCCGGAAGAGGAUCAGGGGUAGGGUACCCUCACCCUGGUCAGAUCUUAACCAUGAUUUGCUUUAUUUAAUUAUGAUGCGACUCGGAGUUGUUGAAUUUCUUUUAUUUAGUAGAGUUUGCAAGUCAUGGAGGUCACUUGCACUUUUUAACAGAAGCACGUUUAUGGCAUCCAAACCUCCAAUGCUAUUGUUUAUAUCUCCACGUGUUUAUAAGAAGGAUUGCUAUCUACAGGACUUUGAAGGAAGAAAGUUCAAAACCAUCAUUCCUAAGUUAGUUGGGAGGAAGUGUGUUGGAUUAACUUGUGGUUACUUGAUAUUAUUCGGCAAGAAAACCCGUGACUUUUGGCUUGUGAAUCCUAUCACAACGCAUGAACUUCAUUUCCCUAAUGCCCCUUUACAUGUAAGUGAUGGUGAAAAAAGAAAAUUCAGGGCUAUCCUUGUCUUUUCACCUUCAAUAAACCGGUGGGUGUUUGCCAUGUUACAUAAAUGGUACUAUAAAGUAUGGUUUUCUAUAGCAGGUAAAGGAGAAUGGAAUCAUGUUUCAUCCACUUCCCCCCUAGUUGACUUACAUGUUUUCAAGGGGAGGAUAUAUACCCUAAACUGGAGUUUUACAUCCGAAGGGAAACAUGUAAGUGAAAUGAGACUUGAUCCGGUGCCUACAUUAGUGCCUAAGUUAUAUUUUCUGCAUCAACUUAUAGCUUUUGAUUUUAUAACUUCGGAUGAAAACCUUUAUUUGAUGGAAUACAUGUCCAUGCAUACGUACAAGGUUCACAAACUAGAUUUUGACGAAAUGAAUUGUGUGCCUUGUGAAAAGUCAACACAAGAAUAUGCGUUUUUUAAUAGUAGUUUGAAGUUUAGUGCUGCUGUUAUUUCAGAGGCAUGGGCUGCCUCAUCCUCAUCGUAUUGCCAACAGAGAUUUGCACGUACUGAUAAACAUGGAAAAUACAAAGGCAGGUUGUAUAUUGCAAAAAGGUGGUACUUCCCCCAUGAGUGUUUGAAUAUAAAUCUCAUAGAUAACUAAUUGUAUGGACUUGUUAGCACUCUUAUUUUUUGCUUUUAUGUUUGAACAUUUUCAAAAAUACAUUUUUUGAU